AUGUCAAUUACUCAACAAUGGAACUCAUCAAACUCGGAUCUUCUCGGUGAAAUGAAGGCACGAUUGCGUGGUCCACGCUCGACAGGCGAGGAUUUCAGGGCAUCAAAAGGAAAGUCGCCACCGUCUCAGCCGCAUUCCGAUCUUGAAGUCGGCAUGCAUUCGGAAUCAGACACCGCGACGAAAGAGGCGGAAUCCGGGUCCUCUUCUAGAAAGAAGCACAUGGAUACAUCCCCGGUCAAUUCAGUCAAGAAUCAGCCAUCCAUCUCGGAAGUCAAGGACGGCGAUGAAAAAGGAUGCACUCAAACUGACUCUCAAGAUUCAGUCGAGCGCCCCACCGGUGGAGUCUCAAUUUUCGGAGGAAAAUCUGACAGGUUGAUGGGUGAAAUGAGGGCCCGAAUGAGAAAAACGCAGCCGAUCACCUUGGAUGAACUUCGUGAGGCUUCGCUGAGACCCAAACAGCAAUCGCCCCUUUCACAUGUCAUCAAAACGAACCAACCGCACGCAAUCAAAUCUAUUGAACGAAUGGGAGAAUCCGGUUCCGGCUCCGAAACUGUGGACACUUUCAUCACCAAUUUGACUGAGCGCCGGGCGAAGAAACCCCCAACUCGACUCCCUACAUUCCGCAACAGGCCGAGCGCUUCCACAACAAUGAAGCGCGAUGCUUCAAGUGAGGAUAAAUUGCUAGAGUUCUUCGGUCGUCACGACUUCGCGGAGUCUUCGGAUAGUUGUAACAAGGCCAACGCCACGGAAACCGACUCCACGGAUUUGAGAUAAUGUAUCUGACGAUGAUGAUGCAACAUCAAACCUUCUACCUUUCGUUCGGCUAACGACGAAAGAAUGACAGGGACAUCCGAUUACUUUCAACUUCAUGCGAUGGUAUUUUUGUUCAAGAUGACUUUGAUCGUUGUUACGAGAAGGCUGUGACUCUCGUUACCUUUGCUCUCACCAACGGCAACAAAACGAACUUUAAACUCUGACUCACAGCGGAUGCACAUUGCUGUUACUCAAAUUAAUGACUUUUGCCUUUUCCAAAGCUCGGUAUCUUACACGUAUAACACUUGAGAAUGCUGUGAAUUUUGCUCUACCAGAAUUUCCUUAUAUUUCUGUAUAUAUGAGAACACUUACUGUUUAUUUAUAUUUUAUAUAAAAUUGCCCAGAUAUCGC
Molecule: messenger RNA, 1164 nt
Organism: Dicrocoelium dendriticum
Lineage: Eukaryota; Metazoa; Platyhelminthes; Trematoda; Plagiorchiida; Dicrocoeliidae
Source: the annotation of a GenBank genome assembly